Molecule: messenger RNA, 1602 nt
Organism: Ustilago hordei
Lineage: Eukaryota; Fungi; Basidiomycota; Ustilaginomycetes; Ustilaginales; Ustilaginaceae
Product: putative PRP19 - non-snRNP spliceosome component required for DNA repair
Exons: 3
Coding region: 1-1602 (533 amino acids)
Biological process (GO): mRNA splicing, via spliceosome; protein ubiquitination; DNA repair
Cellular component (GO): cytoplasm; Prp19 complex; U2-type catalytic step 1 spliceosome
Molecular function (GO): protein binding; ubiquitin protein ligase activity
Source: RefSeq, a predicted model, not a curated record
AUGUUUUGUGCUAUCUCUGGAGAACCACCAAAGGUCCCAGUCGUGUCGAAGAAGAGCGGCCUUGUAUAUGAGCAGCGUCUCAUUCAAAAGUACAUCAACGACAAUGGCAAGGACCCAGUGACUGGCGACACCCUCGAUCUGGACGACCUCAUUGAGAUCAAGUCAAAUCCAAAAACAGCAGUACCUCGUCCUCCACAGCAUAGCUCGAUCCCUUCUCUGCUCACUUCCCUGCAGAACGAGUACGAUGCAAUCAUCCUCGAGACCUUCACACUCAAAAAGCACUACGAUAACUUGCGGCAAGAGCUCGCGCAUGCGCUCUACGCCAACGAUGCAAGCGCAAGAGUCAUUGCCCGUUUGCUCAACGAAAGGGAUCAGGCACGCGAAGCGUUAGCCAACAUUCAGGGCACCAUCGGCGCUGGACCUUCUUCGUCACGAGCAGCACAAGAUGUCGAGAUGGCCGACUCGGCGCCUGCUGAGAACGGCUCCGCGGCGAGUGGCAGUAAGCUGCCGUCCGACGUCGUCGAGAUCAUUGAGUCGACCGCGCAACGACUCUCAAGCCAGCGAAAGGCAAAGUCGAAGCGCAAGGCUCCUGAGGGCUAUGCAACUCAGGCUUCUGUGGCCGAGUUUGCAGAAGUGCAGAGCUUGCCGUCGAUGCACCACGCCAAGCCUGCUGGUGUAUCGUGUCUCACCUUGUCUGCAGAUGGCAAUGUGCUUGUGACCGGAGGCAACGACAAGAAUGUACAGGUGUAUGAUCGAAAGCAGGACCAAGUGUUGGCAACGCUCAAGGGACAUACAAAACGAAUCACUCGCGUCGCUGUCACCGGCACCUCCGAUGCACCCAUUGGGUCUGAGGCUGCCAGCGAAGAGACGACACUUCCUGACUACGUUGUCUCUGCGAGCGAGGAUGGCAAGGUCAAAGUGUGGGCACCUAGUGGCGCGAAAGGCGCCAAGGCACAGGUAUACGCCCUUUCGAGCACCAUCAACGCGCACAAAGGCGAAGUCACUGGGUUGGACAUCCACCCAUCUGGCGCCUUGUUCGGAACUGCCGGACGCGAUGGCACCUUGACCGUGCGUAACUUGUCCGACAGCGCCGUAAUUAUUCGUCUCGAAGCUGAUCUGGAAGACGUCUACGAGUCAUUCGCGUUCCACCCAGAUGGUCAGCUCGCAGCAACCGGCACGUCCAGUGGCGCUAUCCGCAUCUGGGACAUCAAGGCCGGAUCCAAUGCUUCCAGCCUUCAGACCGAACUUCCGGGACGCGUCUCCUCGCUUCAUUUCAGCGAGAACGGGUACUAUCUCGCCGCAGGCUCAGAUGAGGGUAAGAAUGUCGAGGUUUGGGACUUGCGCAAGCUCACUACUGUUGGCAAGCUUGCGAUUGAAGAGGAAGGAAGCACCGGCGUUUCGGCAGUCAAGUUUGACCCUUCGUUGCAACUGCUCGCGGUGGCAACGGACAGCGUCAACGUGUAUGCGAACAAGUCAUGGACCCACCUAGCAAAGUUGCAAGGAACAGCAAACUUGACUGGGCUGGCGUGGGAUCACCGAGAUGGCAAGAUUGUCGUUUCGAGCCUGGAUCGCACAGUGCGCACGUUUGGCCUCGCUGCUUGA